Molecule: messenger RNA, 4928 nt
Organism: Sceloporus undulatus (fence lizard)
Lineage: Eukaryota; Metazoa; Chordata; Lepidosauria; Squamata; Phrynosomatidae
Gene: GPR63
Product: G protein-coupled receptor 63
Exons: 2
Coding region: 520-1776 (418 amino acids)
Biological process (GO): G protein-coupled receptor signaling pathway
Cellular component (GO): membrane
Molecular function (GO): G protein-coupled receptor activity
Source: RefSeq, a predicted model, not a curated record
AAAAAGUGUUGCAUGUUUUCUGAUUUCUGUGUUUUCUGCAGAUGCAACAGUUCUUGUCUAGCUUAAAUUCCACGAUAGCUAGUAUUUCUUUGCAGAUGCCCACUGAGCAUUUCAGGAGCUGCUUCUCCCUUCAUGAUAUCCCAUACAACUACAUUGCCUGUCUCUGUGUGUGUGUGUAUGAAAGAGAGAGAGAGAGCAUGGUUGCAUGAGCAUGAUAAUGUAACCAUGUGAAUGGAAACAAGAAUUACUCUUCCCAACUCAAAUUGGCAAUUUGGAGAGAGGAGGCCAGCUUGCUCGGAAUGACACAUGAUGAGUUUCAUUCAUCGUCUUACAGCUUCCCCGGGAGUCUCCUCAGCAGCUUAAGACCAAAGUGCUGCCACAAUGAAUGAGGCGCUACUUUCCUCCUGCUGGAUAUAUAACUACAAUUUGGCUCAUGGCCAUGGAUCAUGACAUAUCACCCUUAUUAACUAAAAUGCCUUGAAGCUUCUUUUCCUUUCUGCAUUCUGCUCUGCUGAAGUGAUGGUUCUUUCUGGAAUGCUGACCCAGGCUCAUUCUGCAAUCCUCAAUGCAACUUUCAUUGUCUAUGAAAAUGCCUAUGGAAAUAUCACCACUCCCUUCUUCUUGGUUCAUAGCGGCAAUGUGCAGCCACUGAAAUACCACUUGGGUGUCAUGGUUACCACUGAGGCAACAGCUUUGACAGACAACACUAUACCUGCCCUUCCUUUGCAAGACUUCAAGAGCUUGAGCCUGCCACUCCAGAUCAUACUUUCUGCUGUCAUGAUAUUUAUACUCCUGGUUUCUUUCCUUGGCAACCUUGUUGUCUGCCUCAUGGUCUAUCAGAAGACUGCAAUGCGCUCUGCUAUUAACAUUCUCCUAGCUAGCUUGGCUUUUGCAGACAUGCUGCUUGCUGUGCUGAAUAUGCCUUUUGCUCUGAUAACUAUCAUCACAACUCGAUGGGUUUUUGGCGCUAUCUUUUGCAGAGUCUCUGCUAUGUUUUUCUGGCUGUUUGUCAUUGAAGGUGUUGCCAUUUUGCUCAUCAUUAGCAUUGACAGGUUCCUUAUCAUAGUUCAGAGGCAGGAUAAGCUGAAUCCUUACCGUGCAAAAGUCCUUAUUGCUGUCUCCUGGGCUAUAGCCUUUGUAGUGGCUUUCCCACUCUCUGUGGGGAACCCGAGCCUACAGAUACCUUCUAAAGCACCUCAGUGUGUGUUUGGUUACUCAACAAGUCCUGGCUACCGUGCCUAUGUGAUACUGGUGGUCCUUAUUUCCUUUUUCAUUCCAUUCCUGGUGAUGUUGUAUUCUUUUAUGGGCAUCCUCAACACAGUACGGCACAAUGCAGUUCGUAUCCAUAGCCACCCAGAUAGCAUUUGCCUCAGUCAAGCCAGCAAACUUGGUCUCAUGAGCCUCCAGAGACCCUUUCAGAUGAACAUUGAUAUGAGCUUUAAAACUCGUGCCUUCACAACCAUCUUGAUUCUCUUCAUUGUCUUCAUAAUCUGCUGGGCACCCUUCACCACCUACAGCCUUAUUGCUACAUUCAACAGCCACUUUUACGACAAGCACAACUUUUUUGAGAUAAGCACUUGGCUCCUUUGGCUCUGCUACCUCAAGUCAGCAUUGAAUCCACUGAUUUACUACUGGAGGAUCAAGAAGUUUCAUGACGCUUGCUUAGACUUGAUGCCCAAGUACUUCAAGUUUUUGCCACAGCUACCUGGUCACACCAGAAGACGUAUCCGGCCAAGUGCCGUGUAUGUGUGUGGGGAGCACCGGUCAGUAGUGUAGAACUUGGAACAAGUAGACAGUUGCUCUUUUCUGAUGUAUGCUUGUCUUGGUGGAUUUUUUUUAAAAAAUAACUUCUUUAGCUGCCAUAUUUACAAUGUUUAGUAUAUAUAUUCUGAUAUCAUGUACAAUUUCAAGAAGAUCAUAGUUGGACUUUUUUGCCAGAGUAUGACUCAACAAAGUUAUUGGCUGCAAACCAAAUAAGCUCCAUGUGUGUGAAGGAAGAAUCAUGCAGGCGGUUGGAACUUUUUUGUUUGGGAAAGCAGCUCCUGCUGAUAAAGAGGCAAGAUACGGUUUAUGUUUUGUCUUCUGCAGACUUAGAGCUCAGUCCAAUAUUUCACAUUAGGGCUGCCACAUUUGCAGUGGGAAAUUUCCUUCUGCCCUGCCCCAGCUCCUUGUACACAUCCCCAGAUCUCUUCUGCACAGAGCCCCAACCCUUUAGAGAUGAUUUUGGGUGUGGCCAGGAGACUGGUGAGGACAGAAGCAAUUCAGUUCCCCAGCAUUGGUUUGCUGGUUGAAACAUACUAUUGGACAGAACUCUUUAGCUGAGAACCUCCCACUAUGUGCACAGAUUUUCCUUACACACCUGCAGCUGUUUAAGGAUUGUGGUCACUACCUCCAGGGUUCUGUGGUGGAGAGACAAAACCAUUUUGAAUAUUCAUCAGGGUUGAUGCUAAAGACUGCAGAUCCAUUUAAUUGUAGAUGUUUUUAAUGCUGCUAUUUUAUAGGUCGUUUAGCAGAAGGAAAAUCAUGUUACUGCUUUUUGCCAAUGAAGCAGAGCCAAGAAAUCUCUUAUUUCCUUGAAAUUUGCAAGAGUUGCAGAUAUAUUGAAAAUAGAUUCCAGCAUCUUUGUGCACUUUAAAAUACCAUCUAGAUAUAUGUGUUUGUGUGUGUAUUCUGUUUUAUUUCAUUUCAUCCUGCAAGAGUUUUGUUAUUAUGGAUCCCUUGCAGUCUUUUAGUAAAUAACUGUAUAACAAAUUUUGUUUUUCAGUUUUGCAGAUUUACAGUCUCUCUUGAGUUUACUUGAAUUUCAGAUGUAUCUCAUGCAUAUGUUUCCAAUGAAAGUUUGCAUAUAACCUUCAGUGUAGUCCAGAUUGAAAUCAGUAAGAAUUAAUCCGAUGGAUUUCAUUGGGUUUAGGCUUGUUGAUUUGAGUGGGAUAUAAGUAUGGGUUCAAUCUUAUAGACUGGACAUAUUCUGUGUCAUAAGCGAAGCUCUGUCCAGCUGUAUUGUCUUUUUAAAAGUAUAAAUAUGUCAGGAUCCAAAGAGCUAUAGUACUUAAGACAUACCCCAGUGGACAUUUUGACUCUUCUUUGGAAUUCCAUUGCCUUAUUUCAUGCCACAUGCCAUUUUUUGAAAUAACUCAUCAUUUCAAAAGAAAUUUGUCAUGGAGCAUAUAUAUUGAUGUGGUUGUUUGAGAAACACAGGUCCAACCUUUGUGUUGUUCUUCUGAUACAGAUUAAAACAGAGUUUCUAAGAAGGAAACAUAAUAAUAUUUAUUUGUAAAAUGACAAGAAUCCCACAAAGUGAAAAUACUAACUUGUGAUUUAUUAUAGUUUGCAACCUUAAUAAUACACUGAUUUUUUUGAGUAAGAGAGAUUUUGGGAAGAGGUAACAAGAGUUAAAAAGGUUGAAAUAGUGAGAACAAUCAGAAUUUCCCAUACUCCCACUGAAAUUGUCAAGGUAUUUCAGUGCUGGAACAACCGGCAAGAAGGGGUGGCUUGAAGCUGCACCUGUCGAAGACGGAUUGGGGCCUUGGCAAACACAUAGUGCGGCCUCAAUCCUCCUUCAACCUAGCCCAAAUAGGAACAGAAAAGGUCAACUCCUAUUUGGGCCAGGAAAGAAUCGGCUUUCCUGGCCCCAUUGUAGCCCCAGGGUGGCUUCAAGACGCUUUGUUGAUGUGUGGCAUGUAAAUGCUGUGCCGCCAGAGCAUCUUGAAGCCACUCACCUCUGUGCAACCACUGGCUUCAGGGAGGCUUCUGGUCAUCAUCGGAGUGUGUGGCUUGUAAAUGCCAUGCUCCGAUAAUGCCUGGAAGUGGGCUUUUUUCGACCAUCUGUUUUGGCUCUCACUUGGGCUAUGAACCAGACCUGACUGUUCUCCCUCCUUUGAUCAGUCAAGCUAAUUUGUGAGGUUACAUCAGUCACCAGCUUUCUUUCUUGAUGUUGCCCUCAAAAUAUCCCUUCCUAUUUGAGAAAAACUGAGGGAGGGAGGGAGAAAAAUUACUCUCAGGAAUUUUCUUAGAAGACUUAUCUGCAAUCUGUUAAAUGAACUUGAACAAUGUAAAUGUAUUAAAACCUAGUGUUAGUUUUACUGUAUCUUACAAUGGGGCUAUAUAUAUUGAUAAAUAUGUUUAACCACUCCUUUUUCAAUUUUUUGAUGGCAGCAAAUGGUGUUACUUGAAGCACUACCUUAGAUGGGAAAAAGCAGCAAAGUUCAUUUUUUUAAAAGUUCUCAUGCUCUGAAGUAGAUCAGCUGAACCAGAACUAUCAGUUCUGGCGCGUCUAUUUUAUUUUACUGUAAAGAUUUCACUUUUGUCACUGGAAAUUAGCUUAAAGUAUCUUGCCACUAUUGUCAGUUACCAGUAUCAUUGCUCUGUCUUCCAGCAGAAUGCACCAUAAGACUCAUGAUGUCUUAAUUGUUUGAAGAGCAUCUACAAUGGAGUCACAUUGCUGACCUUGCCUCCAAGGUUCAUGACUCUCUUCUUCCAGCUUGAUUGAGGGGCAUCUGAUCUGGAACAGUUUUUGUAGGUAGACCAGGACAGCUGGAAACCUAAUUGCACAGGUCCAUUUGUGUAGGCUUUCUCAGCUCCUUUGUCUUUCCAUGUGAGUUGGUGGCAAUAAAGGCCCAUUGUUUCUUUCAUCCUGGGACUCACUCCUUCAGUUUUAAUCACUUGCAAAUGGGUGGGGAGCUAUAUAUAUAGGUCAUUGUAAUUUCUGAAGAAGUAAGGGAACAAAGGAACUAGAUCAGAUACAAGGAGGAUAAAUUAUCAUGGGUUUCUGGAGAAAAAUAAAAAAUCGAUGUUAUCAAGAAGCAAUGCUUAUACCUAAAAUAAUUCUAGUAAUGCAUUUUUAAGAAGAAUCCAUAUGGGGGAUAUACAGUCGGCCCUCUGUCUUCACUGAUUUUUUUAAUCCAUGGAUUCAAUCAUCCAUGGCUUGA